UCUCACUCUCACUCUCACUCUCACUCUCACAUCCACACUCUCGUCUCACACACGCACACACACAGGCACGUUCCUCCGAUUUAUCCCGAGAUUUUCACAGACGAGUGACUGAACAUGGGAAGAGAAUGAGGUGCAACCAGCGAUCAUGUCCCUCUCGUGCUCUGACUGCUUCUCCGACCUACUCUGCGGCGAGGAAUCCGGCUUCCUGUCCGGAGAUUCGCCGGAAUGCUCGUCGGACCUCCUCGAGUCUCGGUCUUGCGGCGAGGAAUCGAUAGCCGAUUUCAUCGAGGACGAGCGGAACUUCGUGCCUGGGUUCGAUUACCUCGCUAGGUUCCGCUCUCAGUCCCUGGACGCGUUCGCGAGAGAAGAAUCCGUUGCAUGGAUUCUCAAGGUUCAGGCUUAUUAUAAUUUUCAGCCAUUGACGACGUAUCUCUCCGUGAACUACUUGGAUCGGUUCCUUUAUUCUCGUCGGUUGCCGCAUACAAACGGGUGGCAAUUACAACUACUAUCUGUUGCUUGCUUAUCGUUAGCUGCUAAGAUGGAGGAACCUCUGGUUCCCUCGCUAUUGGAUCUUCAGGUGGAAGGUGCAAAAUAUAUUUUCGCACCCAGCACGAUUAGUAGGAUGGAGCUCCUUGUGCUUAGUGUUCUGGAUUGGAGGCUACGAUCCAUCACGCCGUUCAGCUUCAUCGGCUACUUUGCAUGCAAGCUGGAUUCAACUGGAACUCAUUAUGGGUUUCUAGUUUCACGGGCGACCGAAAUUAUUUUAGCUAAUAUACAAGAGGCUAGCUUUCUUGAAUAUUGGCCAUCUUGCAUUGCUGCCGCAGCCAUACUUUGCGCAGCUGGUGAAAUUCCAAAUUUGUCUCUCGUCAAUCCUGAACAUGCUGAAUCAUGGUGUGAUGGACUACACAAAGAGAAAAUCAUCGGAUGCUACCGGCUAAUGCAAGAAUUUGUUGUUGACAAUAGCCGGAGGAGGCCCCCAAAAAUCUUGCCACAGCUUCGAGUUACCAUUAGCGGGAGAGUGAGGUCUAGUGACUCAUCGUCAUCAUGCACAUCAUCAUCUAAUAAGAGGAGAAAAUUAAAUAAUUGCUUAUGGCCGGUAGAUGAUGAAAAAGCAAACUCCGAGGCCGAAGGGUAAGUGAAACGGAAAAAAGGACAAGAAAAUGAGGGUCCAAGUUGUCUAGAAAUUACGUCAUAUAGUUUUUGAAAGGGUUUUCAUAUCAAAUUGACUUGAGUGAUGGUGUAGAUUAUAUAGAGUGGUAUAUAUAAUAUAUAUAUAUAUAUAUAUAUAAUGCAUGUGAGAGAGUUUGGUGGGUGUGGAGAUGUGGUAAUUAUUAUUUCUUUUAAUGGGUGGCAUCGCCAUUCAUUAAUAAUGGCUUUGCACAUUCCCGAGGGAUUUGCUACAUGAUAAGUAUUUUGGUACGAGAGUAACCAAAAGUGAGUGACAGAGAGAGAGAGAGAGAGAGAGAGAGAGAUCGAAGUUGUUUAAUGGAGGAGUGAUGGAGUGUGAAAGAAGUGGAGAGUUGAAUUCAAAGGGGGUGUUGAUUAUUGAAUGAAAGAAGGGACGGUGGGGGGGCCAUGUUCUAUAGGGUGGCGGAAAGGCUUGGGCAGUUUAAUGGGAUUUACUAGUCAAGCUUCUCAUCUAGCCACCAUCAUUGCUUCCUUCAACUGCAGCGUCUUUUCAUGAUGGGGAGGGGAAUAAGAUCAUUGCCUCCAUUUCAUUUAUUUUAAUUUGUUUCUAUUUCUUUUCGGUUUUUUUGCGAGUGGCUUGUGUGCACACGCUUUAUUUGUGUGACACACACGUGUGUAUGAGUGCUUUUUUGGCGGCAACUGCCUUUUUUUUUUCUUUCUUUUUGGUCUUUUAUUUGUUCUUAAAAUCGGCAUUGGGCUCGGCCUAACCUUUCCUAAAUUUCUUUUUGGGUGUUCACCAGUACUGUGUUUGGUACACGUGUGUAUACUCUUUUUUUUUUUUUUUUUUUUAAUUUUUAAUUUGUUCUUUUGUUUUUUUGGGGAGAUAGAGGUGAAAGUGAAACCUCUUGUAGUGGCCUAAGUUUGGCCUAACAGAUAUACAAAGGUCUUUGGGGCCUUUCUUCAUGCGUGCUGUAUGUGAUCGAUACAUCGGUAUAAUAAA
This is a messenger RNA of Juglans regia (Persian walnut), 2128 nucleotides long. Its product is annotated as cyclin-D1-1-like. The record is from RefSeq and is a predicted model, not a curated record. Bases 146 to 1135 code for a protein of 329 amino acids. The transcript is spliced from 6 exons. Gene Ontology annotation, molecular function: cyclin-dependent protein serine/threonine kinase regulator activity. Gene Ontology annotation, biological process: regulation of cyclin-dependent protein serine/threonine kinase activity; mitotic cell cycle phase transition. Lineage: Eukaryota; Viridiplantae; Streptophyta; Magnoliopsida; Fagales; Juglandaceae. Gene Ontology annotation, cellular component: cytoplasm; cyclin-dependent protein kinase holoenzyme complex; nucleus.